UAUACACCAGGUCAUCUAUGGAAAAGUCAUACUGAAUUCAACAGUGUUCUAGGACUGUCUAGCAACAAGUUUAUCUCUACAACGUCACUGUGUUGUUCGAAAAACGUACAAAAAUGACUUUCUUACAAUGUACACUUGCUGCUCUUCUCCUUCAUGUCGCAUGUGGUAGUUAUCUAGCUCACCGCGCCGCUUACCAUGGUGGUUACUCUUCGCCCAUAGUAUCCUCUUACGAUUAUCCGUCUUACCCAGCCGCCUAUCCAGCAUACUCUUCGGCUAGUACUUACCACACCGACUAUCCAACCUACUCCAAACCCGUCGACUACUAUUCUCCGCCAAAAUACUCUUUCAACUACGGAGUGAAAGACUACCAUACUGGCGAUGUCAAGGACCAAUGGGAAGAAAGAGAUGGUGAUGUAGUCAAAGGAGAAUACAGUUUGGUGGAACCCGAUGGCACCACCCGUAAAGUCACCUACACCGCUGAUGACCACAAUGGUUUCAACGCUGUUGUACACAAGUCAGGACACGCACACCACCCGGCUACAUUACCAGUCCACCACGCUCCUCUUUACCACAGUUACCGUCGUUGAUAGGCUGUGUUUUUUAUACAAAAGAUCACUUUGCCCAGUCUAGUUAUCGAAUUUGAAUUCAAGUAUAUUAUUUUGCAUAUUAUCAUAAUAUACUUUUAGGUUAAGUUCUCUGUAAAUUAUACCAAAUCAAAAAAAAAAGAUUCACUUUCAGAAAACCAAAUGAACGUCAAUUUUCUUCAUCUUCUGUAUUACUUUAAUAAUAUUAAUGAUUUAAUUCCUUCACUUCAAUAAUGAUCUCUUUUAUGUGUUACAUAUAUAAUUAUAUAUAUCACAAAAUAUGCUUUAUAUUUUUAUUCUAACUGUAUGGUAAAUCAAGAAAAUUUUGUAUUUUUAUAUUUUUUUUUAAUUGAAGUUUUUGUAUAAAUAAUUUGGAUUGUAUUUCUUAUACAUAUGAAUGUAUACAGAUUUAAUAUUCCCUGUUUAUAACAAAUAAUAACAACACCAUCCACUGUACUUCUUAUUG
Molecule: messenger RNA, 1050 nt
Organism: Daktulosphaira vitifoliae (grape phylloxera)
Lineage: Eukaryota; Metazoa; Arthropoda; Insecta; Hemiptera; Phylloxeridae
Product: cuticle protein 19-like
Exons: 3
Coding region: 114-587 (157 amino acids)
Cellular component (GO): extracellular matrix
Source: RefSeq, a predicted model, not a curated record